AUGUCCUUCUCUGACGACCUCGACGUUCAAGGAGGCUGGGAUAUAGCCACGCCUACAACGGGGGACAUCGUUCAGGACGCAAUAAGAAAGGAGAAGCUAAUCAAGGAUAUCAUUGCGUCUCAAGAGGACCUCCGUGUCAUGCUUGAGCGGGUCAAGGCAACGGAUAAAGAAAUCAAGAAGCUCACUACAGAGAACGAAACACUUCAAAUGUAUAUCGAUAAUCUGACAGUUCAAAUGGCGAAGAGGCGAUAG
Messenger RNA from Pleurotus ostreatus (oyster mushroom), 252 nucleotides. RefSeq lists its product as uncharacterized. The coding region runs from base 1 to 252 and encodes 83 amino acids. The transcript has 3 exons. The record is from RefSeq and is a predicted model, not a curated record. Lineage: Eukaryota; Fungi; Basidiomycota; Agaricomycetes; Agaricales; Pleurotaceae.